Messenger RNA from Venustampulla echinocandica, 468 nucleotides. RefSeq lists its product as uncharacterized. The transcript has 2 exons. The coding region runs from base 1 to 468 and encodes 155 amino acids. Lineage: Eukaryota; Fungi; Ascomycota; Leotiomycetes; Helotiales; Pleuroascaceae. The record is from RefSeq and is a predicted model, not a curated record.
AUGCACAGCACUGGCCUUUUCGUCUUGGCCCUCUCUGCCAUAUCAUCUGCCCUCCCAACCAUCACUCCCCGAAAUAACUGUAAAAACCCAUCAACCUUCACAGUCAACGGUUUCACAACCUUCACCCCCGCCGAAGGGAACACAGAGCAUCCUGCCGCCGUCUUCUUCACCAUCUCGGACGACAGAAACCUAGGCAGAGUAAGCUGCUCGCGCACGGGCGAUAUCACUUCCAAAGAUGCAGCAACAUGCUCGGACGAGACGACCGUGUUCAAAUGGACGGGGGGUGCCCUGACGGUUGGAGAGACGUACGAUUCUUGCCCCGACUUGGUGACUGUCCAAACAUUUGGGGAUAUUCAACUCAGUCUGAACUGCUACCCAAGUGUUCCGCCGAUGCCCAACGGCUACGGUACUCAAUGCCAGACCCCUACUGGGCAGGUAUCUGGGUUAUUCUCUCGAAGCCAAUUCUGA